AUAAAUUUAGAAGUCAGACGAAAGGAGAGAGUUCAUUAUCAGCCGAGAGAGAGAGCCGCAGAGCUAAAAGUCUGACAACCGUGAUCAAAAGAAUCAAAAAAUCAAGUCGGCCGUGGUGCAUCCGUCGCUAUGAAUGAACAUCGAGUAUUGUUUUCGUACUGAAAAACGGCCGUUCAUUCGUAUUGUUAUUACAUGUUUUCUAUAAUUCCCAGAAAACCCACCUAUAUGACCCAAUUUGUGAUGUAAAACAAAGAUUUCGUUUACGUUAGCUAUUUUUCAAAUAUAUAAUGAAUGUAAAUAACUACCGGCCUACAGCGUAUUUUAAAAUGUGAAUGAGGAUCCUUUUUAUCGGAGCAGAUUCGAAAGGAGCACAAGCCUCAAGCUAUGCCAGCUCUCCGUUUCUUCGGUAGAAAAUGGUUAAUUGCCUCUGACGAUCUUGUAUUUCCUGGGCUGCUCGAAAUCGUUCUGAGAAUACUAUGGCUCUCUCUAAUCGUGGUGGUCUACGUGAAGUACUACCAUUUAACAUGGGCCUGUUCACACGGCGGGAUCUUCGUUCGUACUUAUAUCCUAGGCAUGAUGGCCCUUCUCUUCCUCAUCAUACUCAUAGUGAUCGCCCUGGUGAACAGGAGCGCCAAAGGUUCCAUCUCCGAUGUACAUGCGAGGCGGCAUGUGCCCCCAUUAUUGUUAACCAAACUGUUCCUCAUCAUCCCAGAAACCAUCAUCAACGUGUUCGGGACCAUGUGGGCCUUCUGCCAGGACGUUGUGGUGUGUCCCCAGGAGAGUUUCGUCAAAGCAGUUAUUGAAGCCCUUGUAGUAUUCAAUUGGGUACUAUUUGGUCUAGCUAUCUUCGUAGUAGUUUUAGUUUAUGAUCCAUUGGGAUCAAAAAAAUACAGUGACCUCCAAGAAAGUCCAAGCACUGGGGAGUCCUUAAAACACAGGAAAUCGACCAGCCUUUGGCAGAGGCGUUUUCGCUGGGCCUUUUGUUGGGUCAGAUCUGAUGAGCACGGUCACGAAGCCUUCCAACAAGUAGCCGCUCUUCUAAGCUCCCUAUUCCGUAGCACAGAUCUGGUCCCAAGCGACAUACUGGCCGGUUGCGUCCUUUUAAGGGUGAAACAAAAGCGGGAAACAAGGGAAAUGAGGCGAAUCUAUUUACUAUCGGACGAUGAGCCAAAAUAUUCAACAGAUGUAAAUCGGGUGUUUUCUAUGGCUCCUCGCUGGAUGAAUCUGGAGGACGCUGCACAUUUCUUGAAGCUUUCGAUGGCAGCUUACGGUUGGCCGUUUGUUAUGUACCAAUAUUGUAUGACGGGCACUUUUAGAUUAUUGAGAAAAAUUACUUGUUGCGCCUGUUUCACACGUAGGAGUACAAUAGUCACCGAUGACAAUUGUUGUUUAUGCCAUUUGGCAGGAGUUAAAUACAUAUCUAAACUGGAAGAGGAGCAUAUACUAUUCGCCUCCUUCAGAAACCAUGUCUUCGAGUUGCCCUUUUGUGUGAUAGCAGAUCAUAAAACUUGUAAUAUUGUCAUAGCGAUCAGAGGCUCCAUUUCGCUAAGAGAUAUCUUCACAGAUCUCACAGCUACCAGCGACAAGUUUGAGGCUGCGGGAGUACCACCCGAUACCAUGGCUCACAAAGGGAUGAUCAUAGGGGCCAAUUACAUACUUAAAAGGUUAGAUCAGGCUGGAGUCCUCGAAAAGGCAUUUGCGAAAUAUAGUGACUAUGGUUUGGUUCUAACUGGCCACAGCUUGGGUGCUGGCGUGGCCACAUUAUUAGCAUUCAAGUUAAGGAGCAGAUAUUCCGAUCUCAAAGUGUAUGCUUUCUCAACACCAGCUGGACUGAUAAGCCGAGAAGCAGCUAAGGUUUCGGAGAGCUUUGUGUUUACCGUAGGGGUAGGUGAUGAUUUCGUUAUGAGAUUAGGAGUGGACAGUGUAGAAAAUUUGAGGACUGGAAUCAUUCAGGUCCUCCAGGCCAGUAGGUUACCGAAAUACCGAAUACUUCUCAACGGCUUCGGGUAUGCUUUAUUCGGGGUUCCUCCAGGUGAUCUAGAAUCUACGUGGCGAGAUGACCUCACAGCACCAGGUCGUUCUCCGCUAUUAGGAUAUCAAUUCAUUCCUACAGUAGCUGCUUCCACGGAAGCAGCUCUUUUAUCAAGAAAUAUAACGGUUAGGCGAUUUUCAAAAGCAAGACUUUUCACAGCCGGAAGAAUACUUCAUAUAGUCAGUAGAAAAAAAACCAAAUCGGAAAAAAAACACGGCAAAGGGGGACCUAGUUUCGAGAUGAGGUGGGCCACAGCAGAAGAUUUCAUGGAACUCAAGGUUAUGCCGAAAAUGCUUGUGGACCACCUACCGGACAACGUUUACGAUACCAUUCAAACAGUCCUAAACGAACAAAAAGAGGCAAAAAACGAUACGCCGAUAGCGCCGCCCACGCCUAUCACGGAAAUAAUUUGAUCCAGUGAAAAAUCUGAAUAUCAGUAUUUUUUUAUCUAAAGUACGAGGUGCUCGAUAUUUCGAGCACCCUUUUUUUUAUGUUAUGAUGUUAUAAAAAUAUGUAUAUAAAGAUGAGUUAUUUAUACAAUUUGGACAAUUUUCAAGUAAUAUUAUUAAAAUUUAAAAAAAAUUGCAUUUA
Messenger RNA from Coccinella septempunctata (seven-spotted ladybird), 2623 nucleotides. RefSeq names its product diacylglycerol lipase-beta-like. Gene Ontology annotation, biological process: lipid metabolic process. The record is from RefSeq and is a predicted model, not a curated record. The transcript is spliced from 11 exons. Lineage: Eukaryota; Metazoa; Arthropoda; Insecta; Coleoptera; Coccinellidae. Bases 385 to 2445 code for a protein of 686 amino acids.